CAAGAGGCAGACAAAAGUGCAGAAACCCACAGGCUUGGCUGUACAAGUCGGCUGACAAGGCACCCUAGAAGCCCAAAAGAAGAGCAUAAGACAUUUUCUUUGGAGUCUUCAGCUACAAAGGAUAUAAUUUGGAAGCGUCGAACAGGGCAAUGGAUUACCAGCCGAGCAUCAUCCGGGACACUAACCCUAUGGAGAAUCUGGAGAAGCAAUUGAUCUGCCCCAUAUGUCUGGAGAUGUUCACCAAGCCCGUAGUGAUCUUACCUUGCCAGCAUAACCUCUGCAGGAAAUGCGCCAAUGACAUCUUCCAGGCUGCUAACCCCUACUGGCAAACCUCUCGGGGAACAACUAUUUCCGGAGGAAGGUUUCGUUGUCCAUCUUGCCGUCACGAAGUCAUCUUGGACCGUCAUGGAGUCUAUGGCCUCCAGAGGAACCUACUGGUGGAAAACAUCAUUGACAUCUACAAGCAGGAAUAUACCAGCCGGCCACUGAAGAAGGGCAGCCAUCCAAUGUGCAAAGAGCAUGAAGACGAGAAAAUCAACAUCUAUUGCUUAACCUGCGAGGUGCCCACCUGCUCCAUGUGCAAAGUCUUUGGGGCUCACAAAGACUGCGAAGUAGCACCCCUCCAAAGUGUCUUCCAGGGACAAAAGACGGAGCUGAACAACUGCAUCUCAAUGCUGGUGGCAGGGAAUGACAGAAUCCAGACUAUCAUCAACCAGCUGGAGGAGUCGUGCAAAACCACUGAGGAAAAUAGCCGGCAGGUCAAACAGGCUUUGUAUGAGAAGUUCGAAGCUCUCAUUGCCAUCUUGCAGGAGAAGAGGACUGAGCUGUUGGAGCGCGUUGCUAAGGAGCAAGAAGAAAAGGUUGGGCUUAUGAAAAACCUCAUCCACCAGUACAAAGAUCAGUUGGAGGAGUCUUCCAAGCUGGUGGAGACAGCCAUUCAAUCCAUGGAGGAGGAAGCUGGGGCUGCUUUCCUGAUGACUGCAAAGCAGCUCAUUAAAACAAUUGUGGAUGCAUCAAAGGGAGCUCAGUUGGAGAAGAUUGAGCCAGGCUUUGAAAACAUGGACUAUUUCACUGUAGACACAGAAAACGUUACAGAAAUCUUGAGAAGCAUUGACUUUGAGCCAGAUGAAGACAGUGAAGAGGUGAAUGAAGAAGACGAAGAAACUGAAGAGGAAGAACCUCAAAGUGGAAAAGUAGACAAUCCUCAGUAACAAAACAAGGUGUCACGAAUUCCAAGAAAAGAAAAGGAAACUCUGCCUAUACAGAGAUACCAGGAGGAUUUGGGAAAGAUGAAGGGUGGAGUAGGAGAAACCCAAACUGAAAUGCCUAGGAAGGAAGAGGAGGAGGAGAAAGGCGAAGUCCAGCCAAAGAAGAACCGUUAGGAAAGUGGAAUUCCUGACAAUUCAGAAUGAAAUCUUGCACAAAGACACUUUUAUACACGGGUGCAAAACAGAACCUUUCAUACGUUUUAUAAGUCAUGUGUUUUUUGUACAAAAUUGCCAUGGCACUUGAUUUUUGAUUUUUUUGUAAAGUAAUGUGCUUUUCCCUCUUUUUCUUUUUCUUUCUGAUUUUCUUUCUUUCGUAUCACCCACAGACCGAGGGACAUUGAUUCUGGGAAUUAAGUUCAAGCAUUUCUUUGCACCACGUAGAACCAGUAAUAGAGAAGACGACAGUAAAGCUUAGGGUUAGACUGUAGGAAAGAGAACAAAAAUACUAGUUUUAGUUCAUUGGUUUGAUAUAGAAUGAGGAGUCUGGUGAAGAAUAUUCUCUGCCUCAGUGCCUGUAGUUCAAGUGAAAGAUGUAUGUCAAUUUUUCCUUUUGGUUGUAUAUAGCUACACAAUAAAAAUGAAUUGUGGUUUUA
Messenger RNA from Sceloporus undulatus (fence lizard), 1861 nucleotides. RefSeq names its product tripartite motif containing 63 (gene TRIM63). Bases 150 to 1211 code for a protein of 353 amino acids. Gene Ontology annotation, molecular function: zinc ion binding. The transcript has 9 exons. The record is from RefSeq and is a predicted model, not a curated record. Lineage: Eukaryota; Metazoa; Chordata; Lepidosauria; Squamata; Phrynosomatidae.